CACUUGCAACAAAGUACUGCAGACAUAACUCCCAACAGUACAACGCGUAUGCUGCGUGUUGCAUUAGUGUGUGGCUUUUUAAAUACCAUCGUUUGUUUGUCACCAGAUUUAGAAAAAAAAGAAGAAGCUGUUUAUCAAUGUUAAUUCUCAGUCUCAGGAGCGCACAUCGAAGGAGGCUUGCCGUUGUCGGUCUGAUCUUAUUGGCAGUAAUGAUUUACAGAAGGUUUAACUGGCAUGGCAUGGAGCCUGGCACCCUGAGGAGCAGGAUGGUGGGGCUGCAGGCGAACUCGCCCGAGUUUCAGCUGGAGGGAGAAGUGUUCCGAAUCCUGGGCGGAUCCAUUCACUACUUCCGUGUGCCACGGGAAUACUGGAAGGACCGUCUGCUGAAGAUGAAGGCUUGUGGACUCAACACGCUGACCACAUAUGUGCCGUGGAAUCUGCAUGAACCAGAAAGGGGAACCUUCAAUUUCAAAGGCAACCUGGAUUUAGAGGCCUAUAUUAAGCUGGCUGGCGAGCUGGGUCUGUGGGUGAUUCUUCGGCCAGGACCCUACAUUUGUGCAGAAUGGGACCUGGGUGGGCUGCCCAGCUGGCUCUUCCGAGAUCCAGCCAUGCAGCUGAGAUCUACCUACGAGGGGUUUACCCAGGCUGUGGAUGCUUUCUUCAGCCAGCUUCUCCCAAGAGUCGUCCCUCUACAGUACAAGAAAGGCGGUCCAAUCAUAGCAGUGCAAGUGGAGAAUGAAUACGGUUCCUUCGCUGUGGACACCGAGUACAUGUCCUACAUAAAAGAGGCCCUGCUGUCCGGAGGGAUAGAGGAGCUACUGAUGACCUCGGACAACGUGGACGGCUUGAAGAAAGGGAACGUCGAAGGAGCCCUGGCAACCAUCAACCUGCAGAAACUGAGGGAUCUGCAUCUCAGUCACCUGGACUCCUCCCAGCCCGAGAAGCCCAAGAUGAUUAUGGAGUUUUGGAGCGGGUGGUUUGACACUUGGGGUGACCUUCAUCAUGUCUUCACCGCGGAAGACAUGGCAAACGUUGUCACAGAGAUUCUCCAGAAGGGCCUGUCUAUCAACCUGUAUAUGUUCCAUGGGGGCACCAACUUCGGUUUCAUGAACGGGGCGUUGGAAAUGCAUUCCUACAAGGCUGACGUCACCAGCUAUGAUUACGAUGCCCCCUUAUCAGAGUCUGGGGAUUAUACUGUGAAGUACCUCCUUCUCAGGGAGGUUUUCAGCAAGUACCACGGGGAAAGUCUUCCGGAUUUGCCUGCCUUAUUUCCAAAGAUGUCCUAUGAUGCCUGCACUGUGUAUCAAUACAUACCCCUGUGGGAAGCUCUACAGUUGACCGGCGAGCCGUUCAAGUCGGAGAGCCCUGUAAACAUGGAGAACCUGCCUGUCAAUAACGGGAACGGGCAGUCGUACGGGUACACGCUGUAUGAGACCACCAUCCCCAGCGGUGGCACGCUUCACUCCAAUGACAAGGUUCGCGACAGAGCCCUGGUGUUUGUCGAUUCAAGCUUUAUCGGGUUUUUGAAGUAUAAGCACGUGGAGCUGGCUGUUCCGGAUGGGAAGGGUAACCGAAAGCUGAGUUUGCUUGUGGAAAACUGUGGGAGAGUGAACUAUGGCAAAGCACUGAACAACCAGCGGAAAGGUCUGAUUGGUGACAUUCUUCUCAAUGGAACUCCUUUAAAAAACUUUAUCAUAUACAGCUUGGAUAUGAAACCAAGCUUCUUGGAGCGACUGUACUCCCACUGGAAGGUUGUUCCGGACAAGCCCGCUGUCCCGGGGUUCUUCCGAGGAAUGAUGUUCGUGGACGGUUAUCCCAGAGACACGUUUGUAAAACUGCCGGGUUGGUCUAAAGGAGUGGUGUUCAUAAAUGGGCAGAAUCUUGGAAGGUACUGGUCCAUCGGUCCACAGCAGACCCUCUAUCUGCCAGCACCCUGGCUUCACACUGGCAUCAAUGAGGUUAUUGUCUUUGAAGAACAAGAAGCGGAGAAAACAAUUCAUUUCGAAGGCGCUCCUGAUCUGGGCAUGGCCGUCGAUGUAGAGUGAAGAGGAAUUCAUUCCAUGUCGGGUCUUUGUUGAGCUUCACGGCUUUGUGAAGCGCAUUUAGAAAUGCCUAAAAUGAGAGAGAACAGUAACGAGGUAUUUGACACUGUGAAGACAGAUCCCCUAAACUGCUCUUCAUUUAUAGAAAUCGUCCUGAUUUGUAUGCCAGUGUAAAGUGGCAGGGACAGUAAAUGGGGCGCAUGAGGGCUUUAUAUAAGAAAUGCACUAACUCCUCCCAAACCGUAACAUUACAGAAGGACACUAAGAGAACUAAUUGAACAGUUUUAAUGUACUUUAAUGAAAAGGAAAGAAAGGACCGAGAUCUACAGCGAUGGCCAAAGCUUCUGCAUUUCCCUAUAGUAUUGCCAACUGUUGCUUCAUAAAGCUUAGAACGAAUCCUGCUGAAUAACGUUACCUUACUGCACACCGCUUUGCAGUUUUCCACAUAUGUAAUGAAAAACUGACAGCAAUUGAAAAAUGUGACGUUUCGAAAUCUAGCAUGAAAUACUGCACCACUGUGACGGUUUCCGGUAGACUCUUGCGAUAUCAUUUUGUAGUUUUUUCGAUUACACGAUGUUAAAUGAAAGAUCUAAAUUAUUUUCAUAUAGUUUAUUUUUUAUUGUGUCCUAAUCCCGAAAUUGUAGGCGUUGCAAAACUUUUGGCCAGAGCUGUAGAGCCUGCAGUGUUGAAAAAGUUAAAAACUCAAGUUAAACGUGCAAGCAUUUUAAUAAAUGGUGCUAUGACUUAACUGUACAAGUGGAGAGUACUAAACCACUUGUAUACUAUUGAUGACCAGAUGAGCCCCAGGUUAGAAGCUGUCAGUUUUGUUGGACUACAAUUAAAGAGUGACUUGAGA
Messenger RNA from Polyodon spathula (Mississippi paddlefish), 2898 nucleotides. RefSeq names its product beta-galactosidase-1-like protein 2. Lineage: Eukaryota; Metazoa; Chordata; Actinopteri; Acipenseriformes; Polyodontidae. Gene Ontology annotation, biological process: carbohydrate metabolic process. Bases 138 to 2045 code for a protein of 635 amino acids. The transcript is spliced from 19 exons. The record is from RefSeq and is a predicted model, not a curated record. Gene Ontology annotation, molecular function: beta-galactosidase activity. Gene Ontology annotation, cellular component: vacuole.